AUGAAUAAUGCCCUACAACUUGUAAAUAAUGUAUAGAUAAUUAAUGUUAAUAAUGCUAAUAAGGAUAUAUAGCUAUUAAACAUCCUCAAGAUUAACAUAUAAGAUAUUGCUUAUCUUGUAAAAUAAGGGGUUGUAUUUAGUAAAAAUAAAAAAAAAUUUAAAUAAAUAAUUUAAAAUAAUAAUUAAAGAUGCGAAUAAAGUGGAAAAUGUAUAUAAUGUGAUGAUUCAUUUUACUUAAAAAAAUAAACAUGUUUAUUAUGUGAAAUUUAAUAUUGUAAAAAGUGUUAAAAAGAGACAGGAAUAUGUUAAAAAUGUCUACCAGAAUACGAUUUAAAAGAUGGAAAAUGUAUAAACAAAGACAAUAAAUGUAUUGACUAUCCUAAUUACUGUUAUGAUAACAAAUAAGAAUAAUGUUUGCGUUGCAAAAAUAUUUGUAUUUAUUGCACAUAAAUUGGUAAUUAUCUUUAAUGUGAAGAAUAACAUUAAUUAAGUUAAUAAUAUAAGGAAUGUAUUUAAUGUUAAUAAAAUUGUUGGUAAUGUACUUAACAAUAGUGUUUAAAAUGUAAUCAAAAUUUUGAGCUUUAAAACUAAUAGUGUGUAAAAAUAGUUGACUUUUGUGGUGAAGGCGAAUUUUUUGAUGGACAUUCAUGCUCGUUUUGUCCUUCUAAUUGUUUAAAAUGUUCCGAUUAUAAUACAUGUUUAGAAUGCUAUGAUGAAUUGAAUUUUGUAUUGAUUACAUAAGAUUAAAGAGCCUUUUGUAAAGAAAAGUGCGAUUAAAAUUAAUACGUGCCUUUAGAGAAUUAAGAAUUUAUUUUUAUGACAAAAGGACUUCCUGUAAAGAUGGAAAAUGAAAGAACAUUAGAUUGUAAAUAAUGUAAUAAUUAAUAAAAUCAAUGUCUUUAGUGCAGUGGGUUAAGUGAUUUUUGCAUUUAAUGUUAGCCAGGCUUAUAUUUAUUUUAAGGAACAUGCUAUAAAGAUAAAUGUCCUCCUGAUACUUAUAAAGAAGAGGGACAAUUUAUUUGUAAAAAAUGUUUUUAAUCUACUUAAUAAUUAAAAUCUAAAUUUGAUAAUUGUAUAAAAUAAGAUGAUAUAUUAGAAAACAAUUUAUUUGUUUUGAAUGAUUUUGUGCUUUAAUAAUGCCCUUGGAGUACGGUUGAAUAAUAUAAUAAUUGUUUACCUUUAAAUGAUUGUGAAAGUAUAAUAUAUAAUCCAAAUAUAAAUAAUGCUUGGUGUACAUAAUGCAAAUAAAAAAGUUAAUUUUCUUAUUUUGGAUAGUGUCUAGAUAAAUGCCCUGAAGAAACAACUUUAAUAAAUGGCAAUUGUAUUUAAAAAGAGUUUUAUAACUAAAAAUAAAAAUUCGAAAAUAGUUAAAUGCAUGAUAUAUUGUUUAAUGGAUUUUAUUUAACAACAAAAUCUUUAAAAGAUGUAAAAAUUAUAUCCGAAUAAAUAAUCUAAUUAAUAGGAAAUUUUAAAUAAGUGGACUUAGAAAUCGAAUAGGAUAUAAAUUUUGAUAAAUAAGAUUUAAGAAAAAAUAAAGUUAAUAAUUAGUGUGAUUCUAAUUUUUGUAGUAAUAAAGGAAUUUGUAAAAAAUUUUUUUCAUCAUAUUUUGAAAUGUGCGAUUGUUCAUCAGAUUUUACAGGUAUAUUUUAAUUUGAACAAUUUUUAUACUAAUAUUAUUUAUACAAAAGGAUAGUUUUGUUAAAUUUCUAAGAAAAACAUAGAAGACUAUCAAAAUUUGCUUAUGUUUUAUAUAGAUUCUUUAAUUUAAGGAUUUAGUUAUUUUUAAAAAAGAUUGCUUAAUGA
Molecule: messenger RNA, 1803 nt
Organism: Ichthyophthirius multifiliis
Lineage: Eukaryota; Ciliophora; Oligohymenophorea; Hymenostomatida
Exons: 3
Source: RefSeq, a predicted model, not a curated record